AUGGCAGCCGAGCCACUCACGGAGCUGGAGGCGGCCAUUGAGACAGUGGUCACCACCUUCUUCACCUUUGCAGGGCGGGAAGGCCGGAAGGGCAGCCUCAGCGUCAAUGAGUUUAAGGAACUGGUCGCUCAGCAGUUGCCUCACCUGCUCAAGGAUGUGGGCUCCUUAGAUGAGAAGAUGAAGAGCUUGGAUGUGAAUCAAGACUCAGAACUCAAGUUCAGCGAGUACUGGCGACUGAUUGGGGAGCUGGCAAAGGAGAUUAGGAAGGAGAAGGCCCUGGAGGUCCGGAAGAAGUGA
Molecule: messenger RNA, 297 nt
Organism: Rangifer tarandus platyrhynchus (Svalbard reindeer)
Lineage: Eukaryota; Metazoa; Chordata; Mammalia; Artiodactyla; Cervidae
Source: the annotation of a GenBank genome assembly